AUGAGCCACAGAGCCUUCGAAUCCCUGCCGGGGGAAGACAGCUAUGCCUAUUCCCUGGCAGAUCAAAGCCCAACUGCAGGUAGUGCAGAGGCUGCGGAGGAGCGCCGACAAGAGCAUGAGCGACUCGAGGAGAUCGAGAAGAAGCUGGCUGAAAAAAAACGCCGACUGCAGGAACUAGAUGAGUUUUAUGAUCACAGACGUGAAGCAAUCCGAAGAAGGGUUGCAGACAAGCAGGACCAGGUGGACCAUUAUCGCAGAAAGUCGUCCAUGUACCGCUCCUCCCCAAAGUUCAGGAUGAGCAACGGGCCGCCAGGUUGCCGCUUCUUCCAGUUUGUGGAUGAGGCCUGGUUCGACGGUGUGGUUGCCUUGGUGAUUGUGCUGAACCUCUUGUUGAUAGUUAUGGAGUUGACAGACGAUACUAAGGGCAGCGCCUUCUUUUGGUGGGAUACGGUGAUUCUGGUGUUUUACAUUGCGGAGUUUUGUUCUCGCCUGGCGUUGCACCAUGAGGAUCUGCUGUUUGGACCCUGCACAGCAGUUUGGACAUUCUGGGUUGACUUGUUGAUCAUUGUUGUGGGCGUGCUGGACCUCUGGAUUUGUCCCCAGAUCUUCAGAGCAACGCCGCCCGCAUGGACUGCCUGGUUGCAGGGUCUCCGUGCAGUUCGUGUCGUGAAACUUGUGCGUCUCUUAAACGACACCUCCUGGGCCGAUGAGCAAGGCUUCCAGCUCUUCAUCCUCGCAGUAAUCCUCUCGAAUGCGUUGAUGAUUGGUUUGGAACUGAACUUUCCCGAUUUUCAAGGUUUCAGGUUGCUGGACAACCUGAUGCUGGCAAUCUUCACGUUUGAGAUCAUUGUGCGUAUUCGCAAUUCGGGCUGCCGGUUUUUUCACGCGCAGAAUGAAGCCUUCUACAACUGGCUGGACCUCGUAAUCGUGAUGCUUGGUGUCGUAGAGCAGUGGCUGUUGCCUUUGGUGGGCUUCUCGCUGUACAUGAGCGGAGCCGUGGAGGAGUCUCCUUUUGGCGAAGGUCAACCACAAACGCAAGCAAUGCGGCUGCUACGGCUUGCAAGGCUGCUGCGUCUCAUGCGGCUAUUACGGCUCAUCCGGAACAUCCCACCCCUGUACACGCUGGCCAUUGGCAUCCUGGAAUCCUUCCAGGGUAUGACGUGGGUGUUUCUUCUUGCCCUCGUCGUGCUCUACACCUGCGCCAUCUUAUGCACCCAGCUGAUUGGACAUAGGUUAAUAGUGCCAGUGGACUUCCCCGAGAGCGCAUCCCGGGUAUUCCCGAGUGUGGGAGACUCGAUGUUCGUCCUGUUCAAGGUCAUGAACGCCGACACAGGGCCUCUAGAGCCCCUUUUCAGCGCACUGCCUAUCUCCAAGCUGUUUACCGCAUGCUUCAUGAUACUUUCAAAUUGGGCAAUCCUGGCCAUCCUAACGGCUGUCGUCAGCGAAAACUUGAUCAGCGCCUGCGCGGACCAUCGUAAGCAGCACGAUGAUGCAGCACAGCAGGAAAAGCGCCAAAACUUGAGCAAGAUAUUCUUUAAUAUCUUCGUCAAAAUGGACGAGCAGGGAGAUGCAAACCGAAAAGUCAGCCGCCCUGAGUUUGAGAGGAUGAGAGGAGAAUUGGAGGCAGAGCUGGAAGCUGCGAACAUCUACAUAGAUAAUCUCUCGGAGUGGUUCGAGUUGCUCUGCAAAAAGCCUAGCAUCCAGGAGGACCCACAGGUUGAUCUCGAUGACUUGCUCGAUGCAUUGCACCUGCAGAGCAAGGAAGUUAGUCAGCGAACGCUGAUGCGCAUGGAGCGACGGAUUGGAAGUUUAGAGGCAAUGGUCUGCAUCCUCCUGGGUGAGGACCCAAAGUCGCCCCGCAAGCAGUCGGAAAAAACGUUCCGAUCGCAAAAUAAGGGGUGCUAG
This is a messenger RNA of Symbiodinium pilosum, 1905 nucleotides long. NCBI's taxonomy places the organism in Eukaryota, Dinophyceae, Suessiales, Symbiodiniaceae. The record is from the annotation of a GenBank genome assembly.